Molecule: messenger RNA, 3201 nt
Organism: Peronospora belbahrii
Lineage: Eukaryota; Oomycota; Peronosporomycetes; Peronosporales; Peronosporaceae
Source: the annotation of a GenBank genome assembly
AUGGCUCAAGAUUUGCCUUUCACAACUGACCUCGAGAUCCCUAUUAUACCCAUUCGACGAAAUCGUCCACUUAUUGGUCACGGAGCUUCUUGUAAGACUGAUUCCCAACGUACACUUCAAAGUCCAUUACUAGCGACCUCUAGUAGUGAUGUCCCUAAUCGAUCAUUAACUACCAGUUUUGCUUCACAGACAACUACACACAGUAAACUACCAUCGUACUUGGAAUCUCGACGUCGUCAUUAUGCAAAUAUCUGUGAACUACGUGGAAAAAUCUCGCGUGUGCCACGAUUUUGGCUCUGGACACGGUUCCUGAACAAUUCGUUCUUUGCGAAACGACUUGUGAUUGCAGGACUUGUACUCAGUGUGUCACUUGCAUGGGGAGUAACAGUAUACAACAUUCAGAUUCGCUACUGGCUUGAGAAGUCUAAGGAGCGGAACCCAGACGACUAUGGUCAUUGUAAGAUGGUAGUCGUUUUUUCUGGUCUCAUUUACCACAUGCUACCUAUUGCAGUUCUGCUAUUCUUGCCUGGAUCAGGAAUGCGCAGCUUUGAUCCAUUUGAACGAGAACAGCCUGAGUCUACCAAGGUUGCAAGUCGAAUUGACGGUGAAUUAAACCUGGACAAGGGGGAAUGGAGUUCCUCGAGUGUGCGCAAAAUCAGACGCCGCCUUGUCUUUCAACUUUGUGAACUGCUGGCCGUUGGAGCUUUAUUGUAUGAUGGAGUAUUAGUGUUUUUAUUCCUUCGUGUGCUAUUUACUGGCGCGAUGUAUGCAUGUGACAAUUAUCUAUUGCAUUUGUUUACGUUCGGAGGUGGUGUCUGCUAUGUCGGAUUGUUUGUAGUACUUUACUACUUUGCUCGCUACCGUGAGCAUAUUAAGAUGCAGCUCGGUGCAUUUACAGAGGAAGAUCAAACCGGAGACUUGCGAAAGCAAUAUAUGCCGUCAGUACAAGAUGCAACGACGACAAUGCCCGAGAAAAUGCUCGCUGUUGUGCGAACCCGUUUGUACUACGCUACACGUCGAGGUGACCUGCAAGAAAUGCGGGAUAUUCUUGACUUUGCUCAAGCCCAAGCACUUACAAGCAGUGAGUGUGGAUUUCCACAUAAAGCGUACGCUGCGCCAAAGAUCAGGUUAAAGUUUUUUGCAAGGACUCGUAGAAAUCCUGUGCACGUGGCAGCAUAUCACGGCAAUAUUCGCGCUCUUGAGCUGCUUGAAGAGUACGGCUUCAGCAUGACUUCAUUGGACAAGUACAACACUAUACACAUUUCGACUGGCAGCCUCUUUUGGUACUUUGCUCGAAUCCUUGUCAAACGACCGAGCAAUAGUCUUGAAAGCACGGCAGUAUCAAUUUUCCAGACAACUUUGAUCACACCACUGCACUGUGCUGUAUCCACAGGUCAGGUUGAGACUGUGAGAUGGCUGUUAAACCGAGGUGUAGAUCCAGGAACACUCGCCCAAGCUUCGUUUCGAUCCAACCGCGUACCUCCACUGUUCCUUGCCGAACAUGCUGAAAUUGCUCGAGAACUGCUAAUUCACGGUGCCGACCCACUUGUAAUCCCCGAUCCAGGAUUUAUGAACACGAUGACGCCGCUGCAGCUCGCCUAUCUUCGUGGUAACUACGCGGUUGCACAAGAGCUUGAGGAGUGGGGUGGUGACGUUGCUCUCACGCCAUUCCACUUGGCGGCAGCGCAAAACAAUGUGCUCGCCGUUCAAAGAUUUCUAGCUUGGAAAACGGAUGUCGACUGUCUGGGUGAAAUGGGCUAUGUUGGUCUUAACCGGAGGACACCGCUGCAUUGGGCGGCUAUCAGCGGCUCGACCGAAGCUGCUGAUGUGCUGCUUAAAGCUGGAGCCGACCCAAAUUUCCAAGAUACACGUGGUCGAUCACCUCUACAUUGGGCAGCAAAACUUAACAAGUUUGAGGUGGUUCGAUUGCUGCUUCGAGCUGGUGCCGAGGCCAACCUGGCAGAUGGUGAGUUUAUGACACCGUUGAUGUGUGCUGCCUCCGCUCGGGAUGCACCUCCAUUGGCAAGUGGAGGUGAUUUGAUGCGCACGAACUAUGAAGGUUUGCGUCCACUGGAUUGUACAGUAUCGACGACAUUGCUAUUUGAGCUCAAGCGUGCCGCUGUGGCAUUGGGGGGUGGUGCUGUUUGGCGCGAGGAGAUUGCGCGUGGAAUCACGAAUGCGUCCGUAGUGCUUUGUAUUUUUACGGAAGACUACGCGUCGUCAGAGUGGUGUUUGAAGGAGUUGGCGCUGGCAAAGCAGAUGGGCACGCCCAUCUUGGCCGUCUCAACCGAGGGUGCCAUCGUCGACGAAAACCUGCAGGUGUACCUAUACACACGACAGAUCGUUCCAUUCGAGCCAGCUAUCGUAAAUAUUCGCUGUGAUGGUGGCCGGAUUGAAUACGAGUACCAAGAGGACAGAUAUCAGUCGCAGUUCCACUUGCUACUUGAUGGCAUACGCGAUGAAGUCGAGAAGCGCCGGGUUUUCACAAAGCAGAAUAAUAUUGCUGGUAGCCGCAAGCUUGCGCGUGACGCAGACACUGGAGAGGGUAUUGCCGAGUCGAGCAGUCGUGGAACCAUGUUGCAAACAUUAGGCGAUACAAGAAUCUCUCAGCUCACAAGUUUGUGGGACCCCAUGACUUUAUCACGACCUAGUGAUUUUCACAAGGAGCAUUUCGUCUUCAUUUCGCAUGGAGACAAGCAUGUGGCUUUUGUACAGCGACUUGUGUCUCAACUUUCAGAAGCAGGAGUGCCUUACUACAACGAUCAAAGCGUCAAUGGGCAAGAUUUUUACACACGUAUUCAGUUAGCAAAGGAGGCCAUUCUACGCUGUUCGUGUUUUGUGGUGCUGGUGUCUAAACAGACCGUAGGGAAUGAGUUGGUGCGUGACCAACUGGCGUUUGCAGAGGACAAGGGUCGACCGAUUUUCCCCGUUGUGUUGAAUGAUUUGGACCCUGGCCUAGAUAAACGAUACUCACUUGUGCGUAGUGAGCUGUUUCACUUUAUGGCGAAUGGAAUGAGUUUCAAAGCUAGUUUUGAUCGGUUAGUUAAGGGUUUACGCAGACAAUGGAUGGAUGGGGGACACCAGGAAGAAAAGUAUGGAUCAUCGUCAGAGAAUGGAGCAGAUCAAAGUCGCAACCUGGAAUCCAUUGAAGGGCUUGACGAUAACGAUUUAGAUUGGCUGCGCACUAGAGUAAGAAUGUAA